AAACAGUUUGAAAUACUGAGGCUUUCAGGUUGGUAGCAGUUGGAGGAAAUGAGCAGAAAGCAAGAAAACCUUCCCCACAAAAGCCAAAGUACCAUUCAAUCUUUUGAAUGCAAUGGUUGAGUACCGUACUUGUUCAUGUUCAUACCCCUUGAAUCGUCACCGUUGCCAUUUUUUGCCGCUCAUUGCUGGAGCAGCGUCAACACUUGGCACCGCAUCCAGAAACCUCACGAUCGCGCCACGUGUCCGAAUCUGAAAUCCCUUUCUCCUCACUGAGUCCGAGACCCACGCACUGCACCGCACACUUAAACAAAAACACACGCCCCCGCGGGACGACAGCUAAUCAAAUCCUUCCACGGCUAAUCGGCGAUUCUCCCUCUCCGGUCACCGGCGGCUAGGGUUCCGUCCAAGCGUCUAAGCUCAAACGCCGCUGUCACGGAAUCCGCCAGCUCAGAGCCUCGUCCUCCAUUAAUGAAUUUUCAUUUUCAAAGCAUUUAAAGCUUCUUUUCGCUUUUGAUACCUUUACACGAUGUCGUUUAUACGACGCAGAAAGGCCCCUGCGAAUCCUGUGCGAAACGAUGAGGAGAAAGAGAAGGAUAAGAAAAAGGUUAUUAAGGCGAAGAUUAUCGAAGGCGAAAAGAUAACAAUAAAGAGAUGGUCGUGCGUGGAUAGCUGUUGUUGGUUCGUGGGACUCAUAUGUUCAAUUUGGUGGUUUUUGCUCUUUCUGUACAAUGCAAUGCCGGCGUCGUUCCCUCAGUACGUGGCGGAGGCCAUAACGGGGCCGUUGCCGGAUCCUCCCGGCGUGAAGCUGCGGAAGGAGGGCUUGACGGUGAAGCACCCGGUGGUUUUCGUGCCCGGAAUCGUCACCGGCGGGUUAGAACUCUGGGAGGGUCGCCAGUGUGCGGAUGGGCUGUUCAGGAAGAGGUUGUGGGGUGGCACCUUUGGGGAAUUGUACAAAAGACCAUUAUGCUGGGUUGAGCACAUGUCACUAGAUAAUGAAACAGGACUAGACCGUCCAGGCAUUAGAGUUAGGCCUGUGUCUGGACUUGUAGCAGCUGAUUAUUUUGCACCUGGUUAUUUUGUCUGGGCAGUUCUAAUUGCUAAUUUAGCUCGCAUUGGGUAUGAGGAGAAAAACAUGUAUAUGGCUGCUUAUGAUUGGAGAAUUUCAUUUCAAAAUACAGAGGUCAGGGAUCGAACUUUGAGCAGGAUGAAAAGUAAUAUAGAGCUCAUGGUGGCUACAAAUGGUGGUAAUAAGGUGGUUGUUAUUCCACAUUCAAUGGGUGUUUUGUACUUUUUGCAUUUUAUGAAAUGGGUUGAGGCACCAGCACCAAUGGGUGGAGGGGGUGGGUCAGAUUGGUGUGCCAAACAUAUUAAAGCAGUGAUGAACAUUGGGGGACCUUUUCUUGGUGUUCCAAAAUCUGUCGCAGGACUUUUCUCUAUAGAAGCCAGGGAUAUUGCUGUUGCCAGGACUUUCGCACCAGGUUUUUUGGAUAAGGAUGUUUUUGGUCUUCAAACUUUACAGCAUCUAAUGCGAAUGACCCGAACGUGGGAUUCAACAAUGUCAAUGAUACCAAAAGGUGGGGAUACUAUAUGGGGUGGCCUUGAUUGGUCAGCUGAUGUAUCCUAUAACUGCAGUGCGAAGAAGCACAAGAACAAUGAUACUUACAGUGCAUUUCAAAAUGGCAAAGAGAAUCUUGGGUUUAUGAAAAAUAUAAAUUAUGGGAGACUCAUAUCGUUUGGGAAAGAUAUAGCUGAGUUACACUCCUCCAAGCUUGAGAGGUUGGAUUUUAGGGGUGCUCUUAAGGGUAGGAACCUUGCAAACACAUCUAACUGUGAUGUGUGGACAGAGUACCAUGACAUGGGUGUUGAAGGAAUCAAAGCUGUUACAGAUUACAAAGCUUACACAGCCGAUUCAAUUUUGGAUCUGCUUCAUUUUGUCGCCCCCAAGAUGAUGAAGCGUGGGGAUGCUCAUUUUUCUUAUGGGAUUGCUGGUAAUUUGGAUGAUCAGAAAUACAAACAUUACAAAUAUUGGUCUAACCCCUUGGAAACAAGAUUACCAAAUGCUCCAGAUAUGGAGAUUUACUCUAUGUAUGGGGUUGGGAUCCCUACUGAAAGAGCUUAUGUCUACAAGUUAACUCCUCAAUCUGAAUGCCACAUUCCAUUUCAGAUUGACACCUCAGCAGAUGGUGGGAAUGAGUACACAUGUCUAAGGGAUGGAGUUUACAGUUCUGAUGGUGAUGAAACUGUUCCUGUUUUAAGUGCUGGUUUCAUGUGUGCAAAAGGUUGGCGAGGAAAAACCCGCUUUAAUCCUUCAGGAAUCCGGACAUUCAUAAGGGAGUAUGAUCAUGCCCCUCCAGCUAAUCUUCUAGAAGGUAGGGGAACCCAGAGUGGCGCUCAUGUUGAUAUAUUGGGUAACUUUGCCUUACUUGAAGAUAUUAUACGAGUAGCUGCUGGAGCCUCUGGUGAGGACUUGGGUGGAGAUAGAGUGCACUCUGAUAUUUUCAAAUGGUCUGAAAAGAUCAAUUUGAAGCUCUAGAUUCACAUGGUAACUGUACUUGACUAUCUGCUUCAACUGCUGUGCUUUAAGAUGGAGCUGAAGGUAUGAGAUCUGUAGCUGAUAGACCAGUCGCAGUGAGAGCUUGCUUGUUACUCUGAUUUUAUCUAUAGAAUUUCAUCGUUUUGGGAAAGUGUUGAAUCUGUUUACGACCCCAUCCCCAAGAAAAAAAUUAUACCAAGCUCUUAGUUUAGGUGCAUGAUUCAUGCUUGACGAGAAUUUUGUUGAUUCUAUUCAUUGAUUUGAUUAUUGUCCAGUGUAUUAGUGUUAGUCUGCUCCCGUUUUCACUCUACUAAUUUUUUAUGCGCUGCACGGACUACAUUGUCUUGUCGGUCAAAAGUUUUGAACAGAUUACGAGCCCAAGCCUCAAGUAUAGGAAUAACAGUGGCGUAGUGGUAUUUGUUGUUAUUAUUAUUAUAUCCUAACACUUGAGUUAGUUAUAUUGUUUGUUAGAUUACGUUGUACCUUCCAAUUUCCAUUAUGAUGGGUUUAUAAAUGCAUGGCUCAUAGAUUUACUGUAAA
This is a messenger RNA of Glycine soja, 3073 nucleotides long. RefSeq names its product phospholipid:diacylglycerol acyltransferase 1-like. Bases 527 to 2533 code for a protein of 668 amino acids. The record is from RefSeq and is a predicted model, not a curated record. Gene Ontology annotation, cellular component: cytoplasm. NCBI's taxonomy places the organism in Eukaryota, Viridiplantae, Streptophyta, Magnoliopsida, Fabales, Fabaceae. Gene Ontology annotation, biological process: lipid metabolic process. The transcript is spliced from 7 exons.